This is a messenger RNA of Capsicum annuum, 3640 nucleotides long. Its product is annotated as beta-1,3-galactosyltransferase GALT1. Gene Ontology annotation, molecular function: galactosyltransferase activity; carbohydrate binding. Gene Ontology annotation, cellular component: Golgi membrane. Lineage: Eukaryota; Viridiplantae; Streptophyta; Magnoliopsida; Solanales; Solanaceae. The transcript has 10 exons. The record is from RefSeq and is a predicted model, not a curated record. The coding region runs from base 1267 to 3156 and encodes 629 amino acids.
AAUCUUUCUAUUUCUCUGUGUUCCUUCUCUGUCACUUUUUAUUUUUUUCUUUGCUUUUGCUUUGCUUUGCUUUAACUCUUUCACAUUUCCAUACAAAAUCCCAAGUGUUUCUUCAACAAAUUUCUCCCUAACCAUAAUCAUUCUCAUCACUCUCUAGGUUUUGCUCGUCUAAAAAAAGUUCUCUUCGGCAUAAUCAUUCUCACCACUCUCUAGCUUUCAGUUUUAAGCCGGUCGAUUUGUGCAUUGGGUUUUUAAUUUGUGGAAACCACUGCACUCUAGGAUUAGUUGCUCGACUAGGGUGAAUUUGCAGACUGCAGUGGCGUCGGAAAUGUAAGACUAUGAGUAUGAUUAAGUUUAUAGACGUUUUGGGAGCCACCUUUUCCCUUUAUUUUCCGAUCUAGGAAAAUCAGGUAGAAAAGAUAACAUUACCAUCUUCAUAUAUCAAAUUGGGACAGGUAUGAUCCAUUUGUCUUUAUGUAUAAUCUUUGAAUCUUCUCUCUUGACUUGCGGGGCCUUAGGGUGUUUGACAGACUUCGUUGUUUUUCUUGUUUUUGAUAUUAAAGUACUACUGAAUAACUGAAACUUCUCCAAGUUAUCUGAAAUUUAGACACCGCUACUUGGUUGCUGCCCUUUCUAUUUCAACGUAUAGCUUGGAACAUACUCUUCUGCAUUCAAGUUAUCAUCUUUCCAUUUACAAUUUAAAGAAAAACGGUUGUCAUCUUUCCUUUGGAGCACUUUGGUCCUUUAUUCAGAACCAUUUUCCACCGUUUAAUCUGUUAUCUACUGUAAAGGGACUUAUAUUAAAGCACAAGUCUUUUAAGUGUUUAGUUCAUUCUUGGAAAACUACAUCUUUUGAUGUUCAAGAACGUGUCCCAACUUGAUCAUCCGCCAGGAAGUCAACUAGGUUCGACGUUUUUCUUGGGCAGUGUGCAUGAAUCUCCAAUCUCAUAUUUUGGCAUUUUUUCAUUUCACCUGCCAUUGAUUUUUGGUCUCCUAUCCGGGGAACAAUGUAAUAGUGUGUGCCUUAUUUGGUGUUUUCAAGUAACCUAAGCUGAUUCAGCAAUGGAAUCUGGACUCACAUGAGAUAAGCUAUUGAAUUGUUUAGCAUUUGGCACAUCUAGGUAUACUGUUGCACCUGCUAUUGUUCUGUGACAUAUCUGGGUAUACUGUGUAGGUGCUGCUGUUCUGUUGAUUCUUGGGGCUCAUCUAGUCUGGCAUUCGUUGAACUAAGUUCUAAAUGAUUUAAUAGUUGUAUUGACAACAGAAAUGAAGAAAUGGUACGGUGGUGUUUUAACUACAUCCGUGUUGAUGUUUUUGGUCUUGGGAUACUGUGUGAUGAGGAAACCUGUCAAGGAAAGCUAUAUUACGAGUUCUCUCUACUUCAAUAUGACAAAUCCUCUUGAAUGGAUAAAUUCUAUGGCUCCACCCGCAGCUCACCAUCCAGAAAAGAUUACUCAAGUAAUAUCUGCUGAAAUUGUUGUCUCUGAUCUCUUUAUUAAGAGGAACCUAUCAGCUCAGGAGCAGCAAAAUUUGUUUACAUGGUAUCAAUUGAAAAGGUUAGCUACUCAUGAUCUAGUUUUACCUAAUGCUAUAGAGGCAGUUAAGGAAGCCACUGUUGCAUGGAACAACCUCAUGAGUGCAGUGGAGAGGGAAAAACUCGAUACAAAUGAUAGUUCGAUUAAGGCAGGGAAACAGAAACAAUGUCCUCAUUUUCUUAGCAAAACCAAUGCUACAGAAUUUGAUUCUAGCGGCUUUAGGUUUCGGCUUCCUUGUGGCCUGACUCAGGGUUCUUCCAUCACAAUAAUUGGCAUUCCAAAUGGUCUUCUUGGUAAUUUUCGGAUAGAUUUGACUGGUGAACCACUACCAGGUGAACCAGAUCCUCCUAUUAUUCUGCACUACAAUGUUAGGCUCCAUGGUGAUAAAGUAACCGAGGAUCCCGUAAUUGUACAAAACACCUGGACUAUUGCACAUGACUGGGGUGAAGAAGAGCGCUGUCCGUUACCAUUGGAUGAAAAGAGUAAGAAAGUGGAUGAAUUGGACCAAUGCAAUGAGAUGGUGGGCAAUAUCAUGGCUGCUCGGCACGUCAUAGCAACAAAUAAAUCUAGCAUGGUUCAAGAUGGGGCUAAAUCAAGAAAAUAUUUUCCUUUCAAGCAAGGAUAUCUCUCAGUUGCCACUCUUAGAGUAGGAUCCGAAGGAAUUCAAAUGACAGUUGAUGGAAGACACAUAACAUCUUUUGCUUUUCGUGAAACUUUGGAACCGUGGCUCAUAAGUGAAGUGAGGAUAUCGGGAGACAUAAAGUUAACUUCUGUUGUCGCAAGUGGUUUACCAACAUCAGAGGAUUCAGAGCAUAUUAAUGACUUGGAAGCUUUAAAAGCAGCUCCUCUUCCUCUACGAAAAAGACUAGAUCUCUUUAUUGGUGUAUUUUCUACCGCAAAUAAUUUUAAACGCAGAAUGGCUGUCCGUAGAACGUGGAUGCAAUAUGAUGCAGUGCGGUCUGGACAAGCUGCAGUGCGGUUUUUUGUUGGCUUGCAUAAAAAUCAAAUGGUGAAUGAAGAGCUCUGGAAUGAGGCUAGGACAUAUAGAGAUAUCCAGCUGAUGCCCUUUGUUGAUUACUACAGUCUUAUCAGUUGGAAGACCAUUGCCAUCUGUGUUUUUGGGACAGAGGUUGUUUCUGCAAAGUUUGUCAUGAAGACAGAUGAUGAUGCAUUUGUUCGAGUGGAUGAAAUCUUAUCUUCUAUGGAGAGGGUUAACACGAGUCGUGGAUUGCUAUAUGGUCUUAUUAACGCGGAUUCUCAACCUCAUAGGAGCCCCGAUAGCAAGUGGUUUAUCAGUCCAGAGGAAUGGCCUGAAGAAACUUACCCUCCUUGGGCACAUGGGCCCGGUUAUGUCGUCUCCAGCGAUAUAGCAAAAACGAUCAGCUCAAAACAGAGAGAAGGUCGCCUAAAGAUGUUUAAGCUGGAAGAUGUUGCUAUGGGCAUCUGGAUUUCGGAAAUGAAGAAAAACAGGUUGCAAGUGAAGUAUGAAAAGGAAGAGAGGAUUUUUAAUGAAGGUUGCAGGGAUGGUUAUGUUAUUGCACAUUACCAAAGCCCUAGACAGAUGCUCUGUCUAUGGCAAAAGAUUGAAGAGAAUAAACGGGCCUUAUGUUGUGGCGAUUAACACAAAAUAGUGUUCGUCUGAGUUCUGAACGCUCAGAAGUUCCUAUAACUAAGAUUUGACAAACUUCCUGCUGACCUUUUCUUGUAGCUGACUGAGGACAUGUACUUGAGGUGGAACACUAAAUAGGUCGGGAAGAAGAGGCCAAGGUCAUGCUUAUACCAUAUUGUUGUUGUAGGAGGUAGAGUAGUUACUAGCAUAUUGAUAUUAGUUGGUGAUUAGAUUAGCUUGUUAAAUAUAUUACUAGAGGUUGAUUUUUGAAGAUGUUGGGGGAAGGUAUCUGUAUUAUAAACAGAGUCAAAUGGAGGGGCAUUAUAUGUUGUCUAGAGCAUGGGUACACUAUGUACUGUGAUUAUUUUGUAUAAAUCACACGAUCUCUCGUACCCAUUAUUUUUAGUGAAGAGCAUUGAUGUAUGCUUCAGUAUAUUUUGAUGUUGGAAAUAUUACCAGUUUCCAAAAAAAAAAGUAUAUUUUGAUGUUGGAGUUC